GAAAUGAAAAAGAGGAUAAACAAACAUAUGCCAAAUGAGAGCGGGCUUGAGAGAUAUCACAAUGACUGCAUGAAAGUGGCUGUAAAGAAAUUACGAGAAUUAGUUGUGGUAGAUGACGGCGAUAUAUUUAACAGAAAAGCGGCAGAAUGUUUCGAAAAACAUUUGGAACUAUUCAAGUCAAUGGUAGAGAAAUACUCCCUUGAAAGAAGUAGAAGGUCGAUAGAAAUACUGGACAUGGAAAUUCAACAGAAAAUCAAAGAGAAAAAGUAUGCAAAUCCGCAUGGUUACAACGAAUACUUUGAAGACAUCAACACUCUUGUUGACGAAUUCACAAAGCGGGAAGAUUACCAUGGAUCAAAGGCAAGAGCUGUCUUGCAGGAAUUCAUGGAUUCAAAGGUCGACGAAGAGCAACUUGUUUACGAAAUGGUUAAGGGCGAGACUGAUGAUGAAGUUCAACGUCAGUCACAUCAACUUCCACGUACAUUGGAGCAGUUUCCAAAUAUAAAUCCAAAGGAAGAGUCAGUCAAAAAGAAGGCGCUAGAGUCCAUUGAAAAGUUUGAGAAUCACGGGUUUAUGAGAAUUGGGUCGCAAUACAUUGAGAAUCUGGAAUUGAAGUUACAAGAAAUAGAAAAGGCUAAGGCCGAAUUAUCAGAAGACAACACAUACUAUAAGCAACUUGUAGAUGAGUACAACGUCUGGUUGGACAUUUACAAAAAAGCCAACUUCUCAGUAGAUCAGGCUAAUCCAAGACCGAUCCAAAUGCCGAAGCCUGUCUUAACGGACACCCCUGUUGUCGAAAAACCAUCAGAAAAUCCAGACGGUAAGAAACCGAAACCGAAGAAACAGCCAUCCGGAAAACCAAAGUGCCCAAUAAUUUAAAAAAGAACAAAUAAGGAAAUACAUUAUGGUGAUGUUACUAUAUGUUGUUACAAUAUCGUUUGCGCACAACGAUCUAGAAAUAGUCACAUUGGACUUUCAGUACAAGAAAGUACAUAACAGAAAUUUCGAGUUGUAUUGUGUAAUGUUGGGGCACAAUAAACUGCGACUACGUAUACCCUUUUGUGUGUGUUUAUUAUGUAGCUGUAUUUCUUAUAUUUAUUUAUAAUUAUUGUUCCAAUGU
Mya arenaria is the source of this 1120-nucleotide messenger RNA. RefSeq lists its product as uncharacterized. Gene Ontology annotation, molecular function: GTP binding; GTPase activity. The transcript has 4 exons. NCBI's taxonomy places the organism in Eukaryota, Metazoa, Mollusca, Bivalvia, Myida, Myidae. The coding region runs from base 4 to 879 and encodes 291 amino acids. The record is from RefSeq and is a predicted model, not a curated record.